CGGCUUGUUGGAGGCAGAGGCAGAGAGGACAGACACGAGACAGCACAGCGACGAGUGAGAAAACGGAGCGCAGCAUGGGCAAGAAGAGCUCCAAGAAGAGCUCCAAGAAGGCCCGCAAGGCAAAGACCGUUGCCGGCGACCGCCAGCCGCAGUCCGAGGCCAGCCGCAGUACGGGCAAGGGCAAGGGCAAGGGCACGGGAGAGGGCAAGAAGGGGAAGAAGGGCAAGAAGGGGAAGAAGAGCAAGGACAAAGGGAAGAAGAGGAAGGACAAGGGGAAGGCCAUCGGCAAGUCCGCCACCAGCGACGACGCUGAUGCAGGUGACGGCAGUGGCGAGAAGAAAUCAAAGUCGAAGACCAAGGGCAAGGCCAAGGGCAAGGGCAAGGGCAAGGGCAAGGGCAAGGGCAAGGGCAAGGCCAAGGCCAAGGGCAAGGGCAAGGGCAAGGGCAAGGGCAAGGGCAAGGCCAAGGCUGACGUGUCAGGCACGGUAUCGUCAGAGGAGACGCCAUCGUCGUUCUCGCAGGUCCCAGGCGCGCUCUCCGACUCGGACUCGUCGUACAUCGAGGCGGUCAAGCGGGUGUACGCCGACGACAACAAGAAGCACUAUGGACGCCGGUUCGGGCUCGCCGAUGACGAUGCGUUCCUGGCCGAGAUGCGCCAGCCGGUUGACCCUGCGUUUGACAUCGAGCGGGUCGACGCGCGGACCAUCUCGGCCCACGAGUUCCGCAAGCGGUACGAGGGCGGAAACAAGCCAGUCAUCAUUACAGGGCUCAUGGAUUCUUGGCCGGCCAAUGACGCGUGGUCUCCCAAGAGCCUCAUCCGCAAGUACGGCGAGACCAAGUUCCGCGUCUCGGGCACUGCCAUGAAGCUCAAGCACUACCUCCGCUACGCGCGCGCUACGACCGACGACUCGCCGCUGUACUUGUUCGAGUCGCGGCUGCACGAGCCGGCCCGCGCUGACAUGCUCAAAGACUUUACCGUCCCGCCUAUGUUCAAGUACGACUACUUUGGCGUCCUGCCCACAGGCAAGCGGCCGCCGUUCCGCUGGAUCGUGGCAGGGCCCAAGCGGACCGGGACCGACAUCCACACCGACCCGCUCGGCACAUCUGCGUGGAACGCGCUCACCCACGGCCACAAGCGCUGGGUCCUCUUCCCGCCCAAGCUCGCACCUGAGAAGUUUACCGGCUCGGCAAAGUGGGGCACCCAGGCCGCCGCGUACUGGUGGCAGCAUGAGAUCGCGAGCGUUCGCGACCGCGGCGCAGAGCUCGGCCUCAUCGAGUGCAUCCAGGGCCCGGGCGAGGUUAUCUUUGUGCCGGGCGGCUGGCACCACGGCGUGCUCAAUCUCGAUUUUACUGUCGCCAUCACCCAGAACUAUGUUUCCAAGUACAACCUCAAGCGGGUGUGGCGGACGACGUACCGUGAGCGGACUCGCUUCGCACGCCGCUGGCGCAAGGUGCUCAACCUUGCCGAGCCCGACAUCGCCGCCCGCCUCUCCCGCAUCGACGGCGUUCACUCGGCCUCAUCCUCGUUCUCCUCCUCCUCCUCGGGCUGGAGCCACGUCGGCUGUUUUGAGCUUGCCCGUCCGCCGCCGGGCGCCCGCGACUCGGCUCGCUCAGACGCCGCACACGCCUCCUCGUCCUCCUCGGGCUCGCUCUCAUCUGGCCCUGUCGUUAUUCGUCGCCGGUCUCGCCGAUCCCGCAAGUCUCGUCGCUCUCGCAACUCGCAUCGGGCCCGCUCCCGCGCCAUGCACCACUCGGCCCCUCGCCGCGCCAUCCGUACCCGCAAUGCCCCCUCGUCGUCGGGCUGGCAGGAUGCUGUCAUGCGUGAGUCGAUGGGCGGCGACGACUCGGAAGGCUCGACCGCCGGCGACCGCUUCCUCGCCGCCCGCGGCCAGCCACACGCCACCGCCGCACCCGCACCCGCAACCGCCCGCCCGCGCCCGCACCCGUCCGUCUCGCCCUCUGAGUCGUCCGAGUCGUACAGCGACUCGUCGUCACUGUCUCCGCCCUCGAUCGUCAGCCUCGUCUCGGCCGACCGCCGGGCCAUCGAGCGCGCGCUCAACUCGGACGACGACACCUCGUCGUUUGUGGCGCUCUUCACCUGA
Thecamonas trahens ATCC 50062 is the source of this 2102-nucleotide messenger RNA. RefSeq names its product bifunctional arginine demethylase and lysyl-hydroxylase JMJD6. Gene Ontology annotation, molecular function: histone H4R3 demethylase activity; P-TEFb complex binding. The transcript has 2 exons. Gene Ontology annotation, cellular component: nucleus; cytoplasm. The coding region runs from base 75 to 2102 and encodes 675 amino acids. The record is from RefSeq and is a predicted model, not a curated record. Gene Ontology annotation, biological process: phagocytosis. Lineage: Eukaryota; Apusomonadida; Apusomonadidae.